Molecule: messenger RNA, 1072 nt
Organism: Paramecium sonneborni
Lineage: Eukaryota; Ciliophora; Oligohymenophorea; Peniculida; Parameciidae
Source: the annotation of a GenBank genome assembly
AUGUAGAAUAAACAAAAUGAAUUAGUGACCUGUAAAUUUUGUUUAUAAAGUUUUCCUCUUCCUUUAAUGUAUGCCCAUAGAAUAGAAUGCAAUUUAGAUAAUCAAUUUAGGUAUAAAUUUAUUUUAUAAAGCUAAGAACCAUAAUUACAAUAAAUUUAACAUAUCAAUUUAAAUCCUGAGAAUUUACUAAAAACAUAUGAUUUCUAAAUUAAAUAAAACUAAGAAGUUUAAGAUUUAGAAUCUCAUUAUAUUUAUUCAUAAAAUCUAUCAUAGAAUUAAUAGAAGGAAUUUCCUUCAUAAACAUCGAAAAAUUAGAAUAAUUUAAAAGAUUUAUUUGAUUAAUCCAUUUUAGCAUAAAUUACAUAGAAGUGUGAAUAUUGCAAUGAGAUUUUUCCAAAAAUAGAAAUUGAGGAACAUUAUCCAAAUUGUUAAGCCUAUCUAAUGAUUGAAUAACUACAAAUAGAGGAAACUAAAAAUGAUUAUAAUUUCUAAGAAGACAAUAUUGAAAGAUUUGGAUAACAAAAGGAAGUAAAUUUUAAUACUCAAAUUCAAGAAGAUAUUUAAAGUGAUGGCAAAAUACUUCAAAAAAUUAUCACUAGAAAUCCAGCUAAUAAUGAAAUAUAUGAAACAGUAUUUAUUAUUGAUUCUGAAACUGGAGCAUAAUUAGAGUAGGUUUCCUAAUAAAUAUUAAAUUAAAAUAAUAAUUUAAAAAAGAAUUAAUAGGGCUUUGCGAGUUUUAAUAAUAAUAAUAACGAAAUAGUUUUAUCAUAGUUAUAAGAAAGUGAUGAACAAAGGUAUUAAUUAAAUACUAAAAAGGCUAAUUUAAAAAAGAAAAGUUUAAAAUUUAGGAAGAAUCAAAUUCUCAAAUUCAGAUUAGCUUAAUUAAGAAUUUAAAUUAUGUAGCAUUUGCUAUAUGAAUUAUAAAAAAGAUGAAGAAUUAGUUUUACUGCCUUGUAUUCAUAGAUUUCAUCAUGAUUGUAUAUUUAAAUGGUUUAUAACCUAAUCAACUUGUCCCAUAUGCAAAAUAGAUGUAGAAUAACCAGAAGCUUCAAAAUUUUAAUAGAAUUAUUGA